UUCUCGCCUUGGCUCUUGAAGAGGAGGUAGUACGCACACGUGUACGUGCACUGGAUCGACCAGUAUUGCGAGCAGCUCCUUUUUUGGCUUCUCCUUUUUACUAUAGCACUCUCGCUCUCAAUGGGCCUCGGCGUCGCGCCCGCGUUCAUGUACGAUGACCUCCUCCUCGUGUGGCUUACAACGUGCUCGUUCCUCAUUAUUGCAUUUCUCUGCGCCUGCGUUGCGAUCGCCGUGCUUGGCUGCACCGUGGGUGGCCUCCAAUGUGCGUACAAGCCGCUUCGCCAGUGCCUCAACUGGGAGGCGUUUGUCGGGCUCUUGGCGCUCUACUUUUUCGUCGUCGAAACGUACGAGCUCGCAGCCGACAUCUACCCUCCCGAUACCACAAAACAGACACGGGCUACGUUGUCGUAUCGGUAUUUCGUGACCGUGCCGGGCCAUUUUGUCAAGUCCGUGUAUGUGUUCUGCACUCAGGCCUCGACGGACCGGCUGGCUUGAGCUCGUUCAAGACAGAUCAAAAUCGAAAAGUUGACUCAAAGGCAAAGCGAAAAGUGAGGACAUUAGUGAGCUCGUCACGGGUCCAGAAGACGUCGCGAGAGCCACACGAUCAAGUACCUACUGGCUAAUCUACACUAUAAU
Saprolegnia diclina VS20 is the source of this 636-nucleotide messenger RNA. RefSeq lists its product as hypothetical. Bases 121 to 495 code for a protein of 124 amino acids. The transcript has 2 exons. NCBI's taxonomy places the organism in Eukaryota, Oomycota, Saprolegniomycetes, Saprolegniales, Saprolegniaceae. The record is from RefSeq and is a predicted model, not a curated record.